AUUUGCACGCUGGCUUCCCUACUAGGCGGAUGGCAUGGGUGAGUCGGCAAGUGGUUUCGUGACUCGCACGGGGUGGUUUUCAGCUCCCGAGGUGACCCCCACUUUGGAACCUCUGAGCGACGGUUCCUCGCUGCCGGACAACUGGAUGUCCUGGACGAUGCUGCCGGCGCCGCCACCACCACUUUCGUCGCUUCCCGCAGCAGGGUCCGAACCUUCCCCAGGGGCGCAGCCCCCCGCGGAGGCCCAGAGGCUCCCCAAGGCGCCUCCCCCCUUUGACGCCCAGAUUCUUCCCGGGGCACAGCCCCCUUUCGACGCCCAGUCCCCCCUUGAUUCUCAGCGUCAACUCAAUGGCCAGCCUUCCUGGAAUUUCCAGGCUUCAACAUCAUGGUACUGGCCACAGUCUCCCGGUGUUUUUCCUUGGCAUUGGCAGCCCCACAACCCUCCGGUUAAACAUUCUUAUCUUCCACGAAAACAUGAUGCAAAAGUCAAUGACUUCAACAUCUCUCCCAGGAGAAAACAGAAAAAAAGGAAAAGAAAGGAACCAGUUUUUCACUAUUUUUGUGAUACCUGUGAUCGUGGUUUUAAAAAUCAAGAGAAGUAUGAUAAACACAUGUCCGAACAUAUGAAAUGCCCUGAGGUAGAUUGCUCUUUUAGUGCACAUGAGAAGAUUGUCCAAUUCCAUUGGAAAAAUACGCAUGCUCCUGGUAUGAAGAAAAUCAAGUUAGACACUCCAGAGGAGAUUGCAAGAUGGAGGGAAGAAAGAAGAAAAAAUUACCCAACUCUGGCUAAUAUUGAAAGGAAGAAAAAGUUAAAAAUUGAAAAGGAAAAGAGAGGAGCAGUGUUGACAACGACACAGUAUGGCAAGAUGAAGGGGAUGGCCAGACGUUCGCAGAUGGCAAAAAUCAGAAGUCCUAGCAAAUGUCACAAAUGGAAAAAUGGUCAUGCUGGACAGAGAGCAGCCAUUGGGUCAGGCAAUCCUUCGUGUGAUUCGAAGCCUGAAAGUACACCCAAGGCAAAUUCAGACCCUCUGGGUGUUUUGGUAAACACCGAUUCCGAGUCUGAUAAAGAGGAGAAACCACAAAAUGCUGUCAUACCUAAGGAAGUGACACCAGCCCUGUGCUCCCUAAUGAGCAGCUAUGGCAGCCUCUCGGGGUCAGAGAGUGAGCCAGAAGAAGCUCCCAUCAAGACUGAAGCAGACAUUCUGGCAGAAGACCAGGUUCUUCAUAGCAAUACUCCUAAGAAACCAAGUCAAGAUGUUAAAGCAACUGUUAGAAAUUUCUCAGAAGCCAAGUAUGAGAGCCAAAAGAAAAGUUUUAAAACCACAAAUCCUAAGAGGAAAAAAAAUUAUCGCAAUUAUCAAACAUUAUUUGAACCAAGAACACACCAUCCAUAUCUCCUGGAAAUGCUGUUGCCAUAGACUGUGCCCUGCAGUGCAGUGCAUCCUGUGAAACACCGGUCGUGGCUCAUGCUUGGAACACUUUCUGGGUCUUCUUAUAAAGAAAGCAAAUGUCUUCUAUCGAUCUUCCGUACCCAGCCAACUUAAACAAGUCUUUGUACACACCCUGGAGAAACUAUGAUGUCUUCUCUUCAGGACCUUUCGCCCAUUGUGUGAAGGUUUCCACAUUACAGUUUCUGGCGGCUUCAUCUCUGGUUAUUAGCAGCGAAUGCCAUCGUUUCCUGGGUCAAGUAUUUGCAGUUUAGUGUAUAUAUGUUUUUCUGAUUAUUUUUAUGUUUUUAUUUAAUUUAUAAAGCUAAACUAUAGGCUUUAUUUGGAUUCUACUUGUUUUCCAAGAAUAUCCUUUUUGAUGGUUCAGUCCAGGAUACCACGUUGCAUUUAGUUGCUGAGUCUCUUAGUUAUCUUGUUUUUAGUUGUUGUUGUUCAAUGUCAAAAGUAAUAUGCUCAUUGUAAAAAUUCAAAUAAUCCAGUAGUAUAUAAGAUUAAAAAGUGAGGUUUGUUCUGUCCUAUUCCCUUCUCAUAUUCCCCAGAGAACCACUGUUCACUGGUGUGUAUU
This is a messenger RNA of Kogia breviceps (pygmy sperm whale), 2012 nucleotides long. NCBI's taxonomy places the organism in Eukaryota, Metazoa, Chordata, Mammalia, Artiodactyla, Physeteridae. The record is from RefSeq and is a predicted model, not a curated record.